GAGAGAGAGAGAGGAAUGGAGGAUUAUAAUGAGACGGAGGAGCAAGUGAGCGAGGAAAGUCCAACAGCUGGAGAAAGUGGUUUUGUUCAUGUUGACUCUAUCAUUGAUUCAUCUUCUUCUUCUUCUUCUUCUUCCAAUACUAAUUCUAUUAAUCAGGAUGAUGGGGUAGUAGUUACAAGCGUAGAUAGUGUACAGGACGAGUCGAGUGAGUUGAAAAUGGCCGAAGAUGGGGGAAAUGAAGAGUUUGUGGAUUGCCCUGAUGACUUGGUUUCUUAUGAUGGAAGGACUGAUUUUGAUGAAAGCAGAGAAGAAGAGUUAAUUCUUCAAGGCCAACAGGCAUUUGGUGAUGGUACAGAAAUUUUGCGACAUCAUUAUCAGGAAGAAAGGCGGCAGUUGAUGACAGAACUGAGUAAUCUCCGCCAUCAGCUGAAGGGUUUUGUGAAGCAACAUCAAUUGAUUGGUGGUAAUGAUGGUGAGUCACUUACAGAUGAACUGACGUCAACAUUGCCUUUGCAUGAGAUGAUAAAUGACUGUUCCAGGUUUAUCGAGCUUGCUUUGAGUGAACAGUCGCAAACAGAUGGCAGAAUCAGAGACCUUCAUGCCACUAUAGAUUCAAAAGAUAGAGACAUUGAUAAUCUGAAUGCGAAGGUCAUUGAAGUGUCCUCUGCUGAGACCACUGCAGACAGGAUUUUAUCUUAUUUUACAACUGUUCUCGGUGAGGUACAACUCCUUGAUACAUCAGUUGGUGGUAAACUAUCACAUCUAGAAAAGAACACUUCAAUUAUACUUCAGAUGUACAAUCGCUUCGUUUAUGAAGUUGAGAUGCUUAACCGGUGUUUAGCUGAGGUUAAGUCAGAUUAUCAUAUGCAAACAGACAUGGAGAAAGUUUUUGUCUCUGUACGAGAAGAAUUGCUUUCUCUAAAAAGAAAAGAAUAUGAGCUGACCCAUAAAAGUAGAUAUUUGGAAGAUGAAUACAAGAAGCUGAUGCAACAACUUGAGAAAAGCAAAGAAACCUUUGAGAUGUUAAAUUCUGAGAUUGGAAAUCUCAAAGGGGAAGUUGAAGUACAUAAGGCAAGGUCUAAUAAUACCAAAGAAAAGCUUAACUUGGCUGUGACUAGAGGGAAGUCAUUGGUUCAACAACGUGAUUCAUUGAAGCAGGUGAUUCUUGAGAAGACAAAUGAAUUAGAUAAAUGUUUAAUUGAGUUGCAAGAAAAAUCAAGUGCCUUAGAGGCUGCUAAUUUACUGAAAGAAUCUCUCAUCCAAAGGGACGUGAUCCUUAGAAAGUGCGAAGAAAUGUUGACUUUUGGAGAGGAAGUCCCACCAUCAGAUAUCAUUGACAAAGUUAGGUGGCUUGCAAACGAAAGAAUGGAAUUUCAGAAAGUCAGUGAUGCAUUAUCGAUCAUAGAAUUACCCGAAGCUGCACAGUAUCCCAAGUUGGAAUCUCGAGUUAGUUGGCUGCUGGAAUCAUUUAGAAUUGCUAAAGAUGAAUCUAUUAGGCUACAUGCUGAAAUUAGUACGACAAAAGAGGCUGCACGUGCUGAGAUUGACCGUGUAACAGCAUCACUGUUGGUGGAAGCCCUGGAGAAGAACUAUCUUGAAGAAGAGUUAAUAAAUCUGAAAGAUAAGAAUGAGUCUCUGCAAGUUGAUCUUCAACGAUCCGAGGAUAAAACUGCUUUAUUGAAGGAAAAGUUAGCCAUGGCAGUUAAGAAGGGAAAAGGUUUGGUUCAAGAACGUGCUGAAAAAAAUGCUCAGAUCGAGGCACUAAAGCUUGAGUUGAAGCAGCAAGAAGCAACAACUACUGACUAUAGGGAUCAGAUUAGUAAAAUGUCAAAAGAUUUGGGACUGAUUGAAAAGUUGGAAUCUGAUCUUCUACGUGUGAGAGAAGAAAGGGAUCAAAUUGAGCAGUUCUUAGUUGAGAGCAAUACUAUAUUACAACGCGUAGUCGAAGUUACUGAUGGUAUUGUUCUUCCAGUUGAUUUAACAGAUCCCGUCGAAAAGGUCAGAUGGUGUGUGACUUGUACAAAUGAAUGUCAAGCUGCAAAGGUGAAAUCAGAGCAUGAGUUAGGAGAGGUAAAAGAUGAAGUCAGUAUGUUGACUAGUAAGUUGACUGAUGCCCUGACAACCAUGAAGUCCCUCGAAGAUGCAUUAUUGGUUUCAGAGAAACGUGUUUUUAACUUAACUGAAGAAAACAGAGAAUUCCAAACUCUAAAAACCAACACAGAAGAGGAAUUUCAGAAAGUUAAAGAGGAGGUUUCUACUCAUGCCAUCCAACUGAAUGAAGCCUUAAAAACCAUGAAAUCCCUUGAAGAUGCAUUAUCAAUUUCAGAUAAAUGUGUUUUUAACUUGACCGAAGAAAACAGAGAGUUGCAAACUCUAAAAACCAACGCAGAAGAGGAAUUUCAGAAAGUUAAAGAGGAGGUUUCUACUCAUGCUAUCAAACUGAAUGAAGCCUUUACAACCAUGAAAUCCCUUGAAGAUGCAUUAUCGGUUUCACAGCAAAGUGUUUUUCAGUUAACUGCAGAAAAAAGAGAAUUGGAAACUCUAAAAACUAACACAGAAGAGGAAUUACGAAAAGCUAAUGAGGAGAUUUUCGCUCAUGCCAGCAAAGUGAAUGAAGCCUUGACAACCAUGAAAUUGCUUGAAGAUGCAUUAUCAAUUUCAGAGAAACGUGUUUUUCAGCUAACUGAAGAAAACAGAGAAUUGGAAGCUCGAAAAGCUAACACGGAAGAGGAAUUACAGAAAGUUAAAGAGGAGGUUUGUGUUCAUGACAUCAAUCUGAAUGAAGCCUACCGGACUAUCAAGUCCCUUGAGGAUGAAAAGUCUCAGUUACAACUACAUGUUUCUCGGUUUUCCAAUGAAAAUGAGAGGGAAGUAGAUGACAGGAACUUAUUAGAGACCGAAAUAAAGAAGCUCAAAGGAGAAGCUGCAUAUCAUGAGCAUAAUUUUGUGGGUUCCUCUGCUACUAUCAAAAGUUUAGAGGAUGCAUUGUUGAAGGCCGAGAACACUAUUUCAGACCUUGCAAGAGAAAAGAAGAAUGCUGAACAGCAGAUCUCAACCCUCAAUUCUCAGUUGAAUGCAUGUACAAAAGAGUUGGCUGGAAAGCAUGAUAGAGUGUUUAUACUUGAACAGGAUCUUAAAGCUCUACAUUCUGCUUGUGCUGACGUAACCAAAGAAAUGAAAUUUAUAGGCGAGAAUAAUAUACUGGAAAUUGACUCUGUCGAUGGGCUGGGAAAGCUGAAUUAUAAUCCCUCCUCAGAUGUUGAAGCAGUUGAUAAUGUAGCAGAAGUUAUGGUUGCUGAGGAGAUGUUGUCUGCUGCUAGAAACGUUCUAAGUGUAAUUGAACAUUGCGUCGAUGUAAAACAGAACAUGUCCACCACAGUUAAAGAUUUGCAUGCCGAAUUAGAGAAAACCAGGUCUAUGUAUGACAUAGUCAAAGAAGAAAAUAAUGUAUACGGAAAAAGAGUUAUAAAGUUGGAGAACCAAGUAGAAGCAUUGCAGGCCGAAUUAGGGAAAACUAGGUCAAUGUGUGACAGAGUCAAAGAAGAAAAUAACGUAUACGAAAAUAGAGUUCUAAAGUUGGAGACCGAACUAGAAGCAUUGCAGGUUGAAUUAGGGAAAACCAGGUCAAUGUAUGACAAAGUCAAAGAAGAUAAUAACAUAUUUGAAAACAGAGUUCUGAAGUUGGAGACUGAACUAGAAGCAUUCCAAAACCUGCAUGCUGAAAUGAGCAUCAAGUUGCAAGAAUACCAGGCAAAAGAGAAUGAGCGGGAUAAAAGAGAAGCAGAGUUUUCUAAGCAAACUACUGCAUUCAUGAAAGAUCAUGAGGCUGAAAAUGAUCUUCUGCCAGCUUCUGAAGUAAAAUCUCUGCUUAAUAAGAUAAAUGGGAUCACAAUUCCUUUCCCAAACAUAAGGGUAGGAGAGGUGGAGGCUCAUGAUUCAGACCCUAUGAAAAAGCUCUUCUAUAUAAUUGAUAGUGUAAUUGAAUUGCUGGAUCAUAUCACCCUAUUGUCUCAUUCCAGAGAAGAGCUUCAGUCAACUCUUUCACAGAAAGCCCUUGAAAUUGAACAUUUGAAAGAGGAACUUGAAGAAGCCGUUAAGGACAAGAAAGACUUUGAGAAAAUGAAGAAGGAACUAUUUGAGUUAUUAGUAGGCUUUGAACAUAGUAUCAGAAAAUUUGGAUAUGAUGAGUCUGAUGGAGGCAAGAAAUCUGCUGAUGUGGCAGGACCACUCCCGGUUCUAGAGAAGCUUAUUCAUUACAUUAUCUUGGAAAGCGAAAAUUCAAAAGCUAAAGCUGAGGACUUGGGUGUCAAGUUGCAAGAUACCCAGAAGGUGGCUGAAGAAUUAGCAAGCAAGGUUAAACUACUUGAAAAUUUUAAUCAAAGUCAAACAGGUUUACCAGACGCAAUACAUGAAAGAUCUAGCAGUGAAGCAUCUUCCUUGCCUUCACGAUCAGAGAUAUCAGAAGUUGAAGAUUCGGGAUCAAUCGGCAAAAGAGUCACACCUUUGGCAAGAACUUCAAGAAGGGGAUCAAAUGACCAUCUAGCCUUAAGCAUCGAUCCAGAAUCUGAGCGUUUGAUUGAUGAACAUGAAACUCUUCAAGAUAAAGGUCAUAUAUUCAAGUCCUUGCAUACAUCUGGUCUUGUGCCAGUACAAGGAAAAAUCAUUGCAGAUCGGCUCGAUGGGAUAUGGGUUGCGGGUGGUGGGGCUUUGAUGAGUCGGCCUCGGGCAAGGCUAGGGCUCAUAGCCUAUUGGCUUGUCUUACAUGUAUGGCUUCUUGGAACAUUUUUAUGACCAACCAUAUGAUACUUUUAAUGAAGAAGAACGAGUAAGUUGUACCAUAGACAUAUAGUUCUUAGCUCCUACUUUUCACAUAAUUUUUUCAAUACCUUUUCUAGAAAUGUAAAUGUAUAGAAAUGAAUAGUCUAUUGUUCUUUUGAUUCUCUGCAGUUAGAUUUUUAGGAAGUCAGAGAAUCCAUAACUAUAAGCCUCUCUAUGUUACUGGAGAAUGGUAAAUACAUUGCUGUAAGUCUGUAGGCAUAUUGAGAUUCAGUACAAGAAUUUAAGAUUGCUGUUCAAAA
Messenger RNA from Erigeron canadensis, 5078 nucleotides. Its product is annotated as nucleoprotein TPR-like. The transcript is spliced from 7 exons. Bases 16 to 4791 code for a protein of 1591 amino acids. NCBI's taxonomy places the organism in Eukaryota, Viridiplantae, Streptophyta, Magnoliopsida, Asterales, Asteraceae. The record is from RefSeq and is a predicted model, not a curated record.